Molecule: messenger RNA, 1515 nt
Organism: Aaosphaeria arxii CBS 175.79
Lineage: Eukaryota; Fungi; Ascomycota; Dothideomycetes; Pleosporales
Product: toxin biosynthesis cytochrome P450 monooxygenase
Exons: 3
Coding region: 1-1515 (504 amino acids)
Molecular function (GO): heme binding; monooxygenase activity; iron ion binding
Source: RefSeq, a predicted model, not a curated record
AUGUUUUCAGUCACGAAUGUCUUGUUCGCAAUAGGAAUUUUGCUUCUGCUGCACUGGAUAUGGAAUAUUGUUCAUCGACUCUUAAUCUCCCCACUAAAGUCUAUCCCAGGACCCUGGAUCUACGCCGUGACUAGUAUCCCUCACGAUAUCGCGUGCAUCAAAGGCAUCCGCCAUAAGGUUCUAGAAGAACUCCACGAGAAGUACGGCCCAGUUGUUCGCAUCUCCCCCACCGAGGUCUCCUUCAUCAACGAUGCGGUUUGGAAAGAUGUUUGGGGGUUUCGCAAAAAUGACGCGGAGUGCCCAAAGAGCGAUCUCAUGGAACGUGUCAAUGGCUUUACCGGAAUUCUGGAUGCCGGUCGCCUUGACCAUCGAAGAUUUCGCCGCUUGCUCUCGCACGCGUUUUCGGAACAGAGUCUCCGUGGACAGGAGAAACGAGUGCAUCAACAUGUCGAUCUGCUAGUACAAGGACUUCGGAAUACCUCUCAGAAAGGUCCCUUAGACAUUACAUUGUGGAUGCAUUGGACCACUUUCGAUAUCAUGGGUGAUCUUGCUUUUGGCCAGUCCUUCAAGAGUCUUGAGGCAAUGAAGACCCAUCCUUGGCAACAGUUCCUUGCCGACUAUAUCGCUGCUGCUGUAUGGAGUGGUAUAGCAGAACGGUGGGGGCUAGCGAAACUCAUUGCUGUCGUUACGCCAGCGUCAUUGCGUCAAGCUGUGCAGGACUUUUAUGAAUUGUCCUCGCAGAUGAUCGAGAAACGAAUUGUAUUCGGAAAGGAGAGAGGCGAUUUCUUCGAUCAUAUACUGAAGCACGAGGUGCUCAGCGAUGAUACUAAGAUGCAAGGUGAAUUGAAAGGUUUAAGGCAUGGUGAACUGAAGAGCAUCGCAUCAGACCUCGCGGUAGCAGGCUCGGAAACCACUGCAACGUUGCUGUCCGGCCUUUGGUAUUUCUUGUCCCUGAAUCCACCUGUCCUAGCCAAGCUGGUUGCAGAGAUCCGCACUUUUGAGUCGGAGGACGACAUCAACUUCGCGAAUAUCGCUAAGCUUGAGUAUCUUAACGCUGUGAUUGAUGAAGCUCUUCGGUGCUUCGUUCCUUCGCCAAUUCCUUCCGGUCGAAAUAUCCCUACGGGCGGUGUCACUGUCGGUGAAGUUUAUCUACCAGAAGGCACAACGGCGUUCGUAUCUCAUCACAUCGCGUACACGUCUCCAAUGCAUUUUGCAAGACCUAAAGAAUUUAUUCCCGACAGAUGGAUUGAGGGGAAGCCGAAAGAAUUCCAACAUGACAAUGAGAGUGUCUACCGACCCUUUGCAUACGGACCGCGCAAUUGUAUCGGUACUCAUCUCGCUAGGGCAGAAAUGAGGCUCAUUAUUUCUAAGGUCCUAUGGCAUUUUGAUCUCGAACGUCCAGAUCCAUCAACAGAGAAGGGGCAUGAUUGGGAGAGCUGGAUGGAUCGGGCUCGAGUUUACUUUCUUUGGCACAAACCUCCUCUCAUGGUUAACCUAACACCAAGGCUAAGGUAA